Molecule: messenger RNA, 2478 nt
Organism: Vitis riparia (riverbank grape)
Lineage: Eukaryota; Viridiplantae; Streptophyta; Magnoliopsida; Vitales; Vitaceae
Product: protein indeterminate-domain 11
Exons: 3
Coding region: 587-2182 (531 amino acids)
Cellular component (GO): nucleus
Molecular function (GO): DNA-binding transcription factor activity
Source: RefSeq, a predicted model, not a curated record
UCUCUCUCUCUCUCUCUCUCUCUCUCUCUCUCUCUCUCUCUCUCUCUUUCUCUCUCUCUCUCUGUCUUUGUAUAGAGUUUCUGAGAACUGGGUCUAGUGUUUUUUUGUUCAUAUUUGUGUGGAUGUUGUGGGAUUUUCUUGGUAUUGGCAAGCUUGGUAGUAUAGAAACAUAUUGAAGAAGAAAAAAAGUAGUUGGAGGGUCUGAAAACUGAUGUCUCUCUUCUUUUGUGUAUUGUAAAAACGAAAAUUGUCUCUUGGGUUGAGGCCAAAGAGAGGAAGAAGACAUCAGAUAGGUGGUUCAUGGUUUUAUAAUUUUUGGGUUGGAGGCAAGAAAUCAGAUUCAGCUGCUUCUCCACCUCCCUCCCUCCCUCCACCCCCCUCUCUCUCUCUCAAAGUGUUUCUUUCUUACCAUGUUUAGCUUUUCCUAGGUUGGUUUAGGUUUGUUUCUAGAUCUGAAUGAGAGAGACAAAGAAACACUAGGAUUCAAAUCCAUGGCACAUGAUGCAAUCCUAGGAUUAAGAUGAUAAAAGGUCUGAUAGCCCAACAAUAAUAUCAUCAUCAACAGCCAGUUGUGGUGGAAGAGAACAUGUCUAAUUUGACUUCAGCAUCUGGUGAAGCAAGUGUUUCUUCUGGAAAUAGAGCUGAAACUGCCCCCAUGUAUCCUCAACAACAAUACUUUGCUCCACCAAAUCAAGCUCAAGCUCAAGUUCAAGCUCAGCCUGCAGUGAAGAAGAAGAGAAACCUGCCAGGAAACCCAGACCCAGAUGCAGAAGUGAUAGCUUUGUCACCCAAAACACUCAUGGCAACAAACAGAUUUGUGUGUGAGAUCUGCAACAAAGGGUUCCAGAGGGACCAGAAUCUUCAGCUUCAUAGAAGAGGGCAUAAUCUUCCAUGGAAACUGAAGCAAAGAACAAGCAAAGAGGUGAGGAAGAAGGUGUAUGUGUGCCCAGAAGCCAGUUGUGUGCACCAUGACCCAUCAAGAGCUCUAGGGGACCUGACAGGAAUCAAGAAGCACUUUUGCAGAAAGCAUGGUGAGAAGAAGUGGAAAUGUGACAAGUGCUCAAAGAGGUAUGCAGUUCAAUCAGACUGGAAAGCUCACUCCAAGACUUGUGGCACUAGAGAGUACAGAUGUGACUGUGGAACCCUUUUCUCAAGGAGGGAUAGUUUCAUAACUCACAGAGCUUUCUGUGAUGCUUUGGCAGAGGAGAGUGCAAGGGCAAUCACUGGGAACCCAGUUCUACUUUCCUCACAAGCUGCUGCAGGGCCAUCAUCAUCAACACCCCAUUCUCAUUCUCAGAUUAGCCUCCAGCAACAACAACAAUUCAACAGCAACCAUGAUUUCCAUGCAUUUCAGAUGAAGAAAGAGCAGCAAAGUUUCAGUAUAAGGUCUGAGGUGGUACCGCCAUGGCUUUCAUCAUCUUCUUCAUUGUUCCCAACAAGGUUAGACCAUGACUUCACACAGACAACCCAAGAUUUGGCUCUCCAUGACAUUCAAAACCCUAACCCUAACCCUAGCCUUGGCCCCACUCUUCCUCCAUACCAUCCAACACUCUCCCCACACAUGUCUGCUACUGCAUUACUGCAAAAGGCAGCUCAAAUGGGUGCAACAAUGAGCAAGACUACUGGUGGUUCUGGUGCUUCAGCACCAGCCAUGAUCAGACCCCACCAAGCUCACGUGUCUGCUGAUCACUCUUGUAACAAUACAACUGGUUUUGGGUUGAAUUUGUCUUCACGUGAAGAGAUGGGUGGUGGGUUUGUCCAAGGCUUGGCCCCUUUUGGGAAUAAAGCUGCUGCAGUUCCUUCUGCUGCAGCUGCAGCUGCUGCUACAGGCCCAGGUGGUGGUGCUCCAUCUCCUUCUCUUCUUCUUCAAGACAUGAUGACUUCUCUGUCUUCUGCAACUGGGUUUGACUCCUCCUCCUUUGAAGAUGCUUUUGGUGGUAUGCUGAAUUCAAGGAAAAAUGGCAACAAUCUCCACCAAACUCUUCCAUCAAAAUCAACAACCACCACCGCCACCACCCACCAUAGCAGUGGUGGUGCUGGAAAUGAUGGUUUGACAAGAGAUUUUCUGGGUCUAAGAGCUCUCUCCCACAGCGACAUUCUCAGUAUAGCUGGCCUUGGAACCUGCAUGAACACCUCUCCCCAUGAUCAUCAGAAUCAGACCCAAAAGCCAUGGCAAGGUUAGCUCCUACAUUCAACCUUUCCCUCAUUCAAUUUUCUCUCCUCUCCUUUUUCCUCCUCCUUUGUUCUCUAUAGUUUCAAUCUUCCCAAAGGGAAGGACCUCGAAAAUUCCUUAUAUUUCUAUCUUAUCCUCUUAUCCCCUUUCCCCCUUUUUCCUUUAGAUUGAUCAAAUGUCUGUAAUCCUACAUCUUCAAUAACAAGACCUGCAAAAGGAGACCCCCUAUAGCAACUUCUCCAACAGUGGCUUCAUAUUGUUGAUGUGCCCUUUGCUUAAUUUCAUGCACUACUGCUACUUAAAUA